This is a messenger RNA of Onychostoma macrolepis, 2794 nucleotides long. It is a transcript of the gene nr1d2a, whose product is annotated as nuclear receptor subfamily 1, group D, member 2a. NCBI's taxonomy places the organism in Eukaryota, Metazoa, Chordata, Actinopteri, Cypriniformes, Cyprinidae. The record is from RefSeq and is a predicted model, not a curated record. Gene Ontology annotation, molecular function: nuclear receptor activity; RNA polymerase II cis-regulatory region sequence-specific DNA binding; zinc ion binding. Gene Ontology annotation, biological process: positive regulation of transcription by RNA polymerase II; hormone-mediated signaling pathway; cell differentiation.
ACGAACCACAGAACAUUGAGUUCCGAGUGCUCGUGCGCAGCCUGGGAGUUCCGUUCCAUUGUGAGAGACGCUCGAGAGCUUCUAUGGAACGCCGAAGCAUCUGAACGCACACUGGAUCUGAUCUGAGCUGCUCGACACACUUACACCGUUCGCGUCAAGCUGGAAUUAUUUCUUUCCACCUGAAUUAUAAGAUAUCAAGAGCCUGAAGACAUGGAAUCAACAAAACAAGGAAGCGUGAUAGCCUACGUCUGCUCCUCAAGCUCCGCCCCCAGCCCGGAGUCCUGCAUGAGUGACAGCUCUAACAGCCGCUCCCCAUCAUUCCCGCCUCUGCCCAUUAAACCGAGCCACAUGACAGACCUGCCCACCGCUGGACUGCUGUCCAAACACCCACGCGGACACGCUUCUGACAAGACCCUCGCUGCCAAGAGCAGCAUCACCAAGCUUAACGGGAUGGUGCUGCUUUGUAAAGUGUGUGGAGAUGUCGCCUCGGGCUUCCACUAUGGUGUUCAUGCCUGUGAAGGCUGCAAGGGCUUCUUCAGAAGAAGCAUCCAGCAGAAUAUUCAGUAUAAGAAAUGCCUCAAGACAGAAAGCUGCACUAUUGUGCGGAUAAACCGCAACCGCUGCCAGCAGUGCCGCUUCAAGAAGUGUUUAUCUGUCGGGAUGUCCCGAGACGCUGUGCGUUUCGGACGCAUCCCGAAGCGGGAGAAGCAGCGGAUGCUCCUGGAGAUGCAGACGGCCAUGAAUAACAUGAUGAACAACAGUCAGCUGCAGCACAUGCUUCACGGCGCCAUCGACAGCAGCCAGAGCGACUCCAGCUCCUCCUUGCCGUCGCCGCCGGAAUCGCCACGCUCCUCCUCCGAUCUCUCCCGGGACUCGGAGUCAGCCGUCCCUAUGGACACAGCGUCGUCCUGUUCUUCGGACAGCGGGGAGGAAGACGCGCUGAGCACCGGACGCGUUCCUCUCGCACACGGCUCCGUAUCUCCGGCCAGCUCCGAAACGCUCAGCAGCUGCAGUAAGGAGGACGAGGAGCCGCCACGGGAAUGCUGGAGCCACUGGAACGAGAGCACCGCCACCGAUAACAACCUCCAAACCACCGCUGGACCUUACAGGGAACAUGUGACCGGGUAUCACGUGACCCAGCAGUGCCGUCGAAGCCCAGAAAACUUGCCUUACCACACAAACAACAUGAACAAAGUCCAGACUGGAGGAAGCAGAGGACACCUGGUGUGUCCCAUGAGCGCUUCCCCCUUCGUGGACCCCUGCAAGCCCGGUCAUGAAAUCUGGGAGGAGUUUUCCAAGAGCUUCAUCCCUGCCGUACAAGAAGUGGUGGAAUUUGCCAAGCGGAUCCCGGGCUUCCAGGACCUCUCCCAACACGACCAAGUCAACCUCCUCAAGGCGGGAACCUUCGAGGUGCUGAUGGUGCACUUUGUGUCGUUGUUCAAUGUGAAAGAGCGGACCGUGAGGUUCCUGAGCGGCAGGAAGUACAGCGUGGACCUGCUGCGCUCCAUGGGCGCCGGAGAGCUGCUCAACUGCAUGUUUGAGUUCAGCGAGAAGCUCACCGCCCUGCAGCUCAACGAGGAAGAGAUGAGACUCUUCUCCGCAGUGGUGCUGGUGUCUGCAGACCGAUCAGCCAUCGAGGACGUAAGCAGCGUGGAGGCCCUGCAGGAGACCCUGAUCAGAGCUCUGAGGAACCUGAUCAUGAAAAACCACUCGAACGAAGCCGCCGUCUUCACCAAGCUGCUGCUGAAGCUGCCUGAGCUGCGCUCGCUCAAUAACAUGCACUCCGAGGAGCUGCUUGCCUUCAAAAUCCAACCUUAAACCCCCUCUACUCUUUGUCUGACCAACCGGGGCUGUAAAUUUACUCUUGAAUGUAUUUAACAGGCUUUUUUACUGUUUUGUGAAUAAAGACGCAUUCGGAAUCGUUCAGGUUUUAAAGCUAUAUUAGAGAUCAUCGUGAUUUGCUCAUCACGCACAAGCAAAGGUUGUCUGCGUUUCACAUUUGUUUGUAAAACACCAGACUCUUCCUCAACAGUGUAUCAUGCUUUCAUUAUGUGCAAUAGCUGCUAACGCAUGGUUCUUCGUAUCAGAGCAGCUUUAUGUCGUAUCUUGUCCAAAAGAUUGAUCAUGUAUAUAUAUAUAUAUAUAUAUAUGAUGUAAUUUCUUUCCUGAAUGUAUGUCUGUUGCUAGCAGCAUGUUGGCAUCAUUUGAACCUGUAUAACAGGGGCAAUGCUUUUGCACGAGGUGUCGAUGAACAGAUCGGGUGCAUUCGGCUCCCCCGACACCAUAAUAACAGUGCCGAGGUGUAAUUUAUGAGCGGAGUCACUUUAAAUGGCGUUUUUCUAUAGACCACGUAUGGAGAGGUGUUAUUAGUCUUCCAUUAUGCAGCGGGAAACAUGUAUAGUGGACUUGAACAAAACUAUGAAAGAGAUGGAGUUUAUUUAUGGACGUUUGUACAGAUUGCCUUAUCACUUUUCGCCACAUUUAUGGACACGGGGAACAUUUGUUGUUUUUCUUCUCUGUAAUAAUCGCGGAGCAGGGAAACGAUGUUAAAAUCCCAGUUAUUUUGGGAUGCGCUGCUCCCGGUUUACUCUAUGCAUUUGGAAACAGCUUGACAAGAUGGACAUUUCUCAGCCUGUAACCCACAGGAAAAGGCGUACUACUCUCUCGAUCAGCUCUGGUGUGUCCAUAUUUUUUGUUUCCUUAUAAAAACAGUGCAGUAUGUAUAGUUGUGUAUAUCUAUUUGAAAUAUAUCAUUAUAAAAAAUUUUAAAAAAUCAAUAAAUAUUUACUUGUCA